CUGAGUGCAGGGUCUACUUGAUAUCUCCCCACCAAAAUGUCACUAACCAACAAAUUAUAUAGCAUGAUUUAAUUUUCUCCAUUCGGAAUCUAAGAUUGACGUUUUAUUUGGAGGUUACUGGAAUUAUACGGCUAGAUUUCAUCCUAAUUCAUGUACAUUUCACAUAUACGGUAGUAUUAUUACGGAAGAGUUGCCUAGUCUACACAGCAAUCAUGACUACCCUAAACCCAACUCCAGAAUCGGAAAAUAAUGAUCAUCUUAUUAUCUCAGAAGAUUCUCAGCAUCCCGCGAAUCUAAUCCCAGAACUAUGUGCAAAGUUUUGGCAUCUAGGAUGGGUAACAGGUACAGGAGGCGGCGCCAGUAUUCGUAAAGAUGAUCUAGUAUAUCUUGCGCCAUCUGGAGUCCAAAAAGAACUCAUGAAACCAGAACACAUUUACGUGCUCGAUAUAACCAAACAACUUGAUCCCAAACAACGCAUCUACCUCCGCUCACCGCCCAAUCUCAAGCCUUCCCAAUGCACCCCCCUUUUCAUGGCUGCAUUCACCAAGCGAAACGCAGGUUGUUGCAUCCACACGCAUUCAAAAUGGGCAGUCCUCAUCACCCUCCUCCUAGAAUCCGCACCCAACACCACCAUGUUUGAAAUCAAUAACAUCGAACAAAUCAAAGCAUUUGGAAAAGGCUACACGAAGACAGGAAAUCUGGGAUAUCACGAUACGUUGCGCAUUCCAGUUAUUGAAAAUACACCCCAUGAAGAAGAUUUGACGGAGUAUCUGGAAGAAGCAAUGGAGAAGUGUCCGGAUACGUAUGCGGUUUUGGUGAGGAGACAUGGAGUUUAUGUUUGGGGGGAGUCGGUACACAAGGCGAAGACUCAGUGUGAGAGCUUGGAUUACCUUUUCCAAAUUGCGGUUGACAUGAAGAAAUUGGGGUUGCCAUGGUUGAGUGAUGUUAAACCAAUUGCUUGAAGGGCUUUGACCGUUUAAGUUGCUGUUGUUUUCGGAGAUGAAUUUAUGAUCUGAAAGAAUUAUAGAUAGAGAUACCCUUUUCCUUACGCUACAAUGUUCCAAGACGUAGAUCUAAUGAUCAGAAGU
Molecule: messenger RNA, 1088 nt
Organism: Botrytis porri
Lineage: Eukaryota; Fungi; Ascomycota; Leotiomycetes; Helotiales; Sclerotiniaceae
Exons: 3
Coding region: 213-962 (249 amino acids)
Cellular component (GO): cytoplasm
Molecular function (GO): methylthioribulose 1-phosphate dehydratase activity; metal ion binding
Source: RefSeq, a predicted model, not a curated record